Messenger RNA from Camarhynchus parvulus, 2714 nucleotides. It is a transcript of the gene RBM10, whose product is annotated as RNA binding motif protein 10. The record is from RefSeq and is a predicted model, not a curated record. Lineage: Eukaryota; Metazoa; Chordata; Aves; Passeriformes; Thraupidae. Gene Ontology annotation, biological process: mRNA splicing, via spliceosome. Gene Ontology annotation, cellular component: nucleus. Gene Ontology annotation, molecular function: RNA binding.
CAUUUUGGUGCCGGGGAGCGGCGGCGGCGGCGGCGGCGCUGGGGAAGGUGCUGGCACCAUGGAGUACGAGCGCAGGGGGGGCCGUGGGGACCGCACGGGGCGUUACGGGGGUGCCCCUCCCCCCUCCGAGGACGGCUCCCGCACCCAGCGCGAUCACGACUAUCGCGACAUGGACUACCGAGGCUACGGGGGACCCCCCGAGGGACCCCCCAAUGCCGGCACCCCCCCUCAGGGCUCCUACGAGAACACGGAGCCCCCUCGGAAGCGGGAGCCGCCCCGGGAGCCUCCCCGGGAGCCCCCGGCGCUGCCGUUCGGCGCUGACGGCGAUUACCGGGACCAGGAUUACCGGGAGGGCGCCGAGGAGGAGCCGCGGGCCAGCACCAUCGUCAUGCUGCGCAUGCUGCCCCAGGCGGCCACCGAGAACGACAUCCGGGCACAGCUGCAGGCGCAGGGGGUGCAGCCCCGUGAGGUGCGGCUGAUGCGCAACAAAUCCUCAGGUCAGAGCCGUGGAUUCGCCUUCGUGGAAUUCCAUCACGUGCAGGAGGCGGCCAGGUGGAUGGAGGCCAACCAGGCCGGGCUGACCCUGCUGGGGCACCGCGUGUCCCUGCACUACAGCGACCCCAAACCCAAAAUCAACGAGGACUGGCUCUGUGCCAAGUGCGGGGUGCAGAACUUCAAGCGCCGUGAGAAAUGUUUCAAGUGUGGCGUCCCCAAAGCUGAGGCCGAGCAGAGGGGUCCGGGGGGUCCCCGGCCAGAGCUGGUGCCGGGGGGGGGAGGGGGGCUCCUGCCCCUCCCCCAACCCUACGGCCCCACCCUCGGGGGUCCCCCCGGGGGGUCCCAGGGGGGCAACGAGCCCGGAGCUGACAACGCCAACGACACCAUCAUCCUGCGGAACCUGCACCCCCAGAGCAGCCUGGAGUCCAUCCUGGCCGCCCUCGCCCCCUUCGCGGCGCUCUCGGCCGCCAACGUGCGCGUGAUCAAAGAUCGGCAAACGCAGCUGAACCGCGGCUUCGCCUUCGUGCAGCUCAGCACCAUCGUGGAGGCUGCACAGCUGCUGCAGAUGCUGCAGGCCCUGCACCCUCCCUGCAUCGAUGGCAAGAGCAUCAACGUGGAGUUCGCCAAGGGCUCCAAGAGGUGGGACAAGGCAGGGGGCACACCUGGGCAGGCAGCCCCAGGUGGGGACACGCCCUGGGCAGGGGGGGAGGAGCCCAGUGCUGACUUCAGCAGCUUCUACCAAUCAGAGGAGCCCUUCCCUGGGCCUGGCCCCGCCCUCUACAGCCCCGCCUACCUGAAAGGAGCCUCGGCCCCGCCCUCCGGCCCCGCCCUGCCUGGCCCCGCCCCUGCCAAGGCCGACGGCCCCGCCCCCGGUGUCCCCAGGUCCGGAGGAGCCGCCCCAGGACCCCGCGGGGGGGGAGGGGCAGCAGGGGGGGGGCCCUUCCCCCCCCGCGCCCCCCCCGGCACCGCCCCCUACCCCUCCCCCACCGCCGAGACCCCCGCGGUGACACCCUCGGAACCCCCCGGCCAGACGUACUCGGGACCCCUCAAGGCCGAGACCCCAAAUUCGGCCCCCGCGGGGCCCCCCCCGGCCGCCCCCCCCAGCAGCGAGGGCUACGGGCAGUACCCCGUGCCUGACGUCUCCACGUACCAGUACGACGAGACCUCGGGCUACUACUACGACCCCCUCACGGGGCUCUACUACGACCCCCACUCCCAGUACUACUACGACGCGGGGGCGGGGCAGUACCUGUACUGGGACGGGGACAGACGCACCUACGUGGCCCCCCCAGCCGAGCCCCCCCCGGGACCCCCGGGCGCCCCUGGCACCCCAAAAGAGCCCAAGGACAAAAAGGAGAAACACAAAACCAAAACGGCCCAGCAGAUCGCCAAGGACAUGGAGCGCUGGGCGCGCAGCCUCAACAAGCAGCGAGAGCGCCGCAGCUCGGGGCCCCCCCCGGCCCCACGCGAGGACGAACGCAGGGAGGCGGCGGCGGCCGACGCUGGCUACGCCAUCCUGGAGAAAAAGGGCGCUUUGACCGAGCGGCAGCACCUCCCCCUGGAGCUGCCCCGGCUGGGGGGCGACGAGAGGCUGAGCCCCCCGCGGGGUUUGGUGGCCGCCUACAGCGGGGAGAGCGAGAGUGAGGAGGAGGGGGAGCGCGGGGGGGCGCCGGGGGUCCCCGAGGAGCCGCUGACCGACUGGGCCAAGCUGGCGUGCCUGCUGUGCCGGAGGCAGUUCCCCAGCAGGGAGGCGCUGCUGCGCCACCAGCAGCUCUCGGGGCUGCACAAGCAAAACCUGGAGCUGCAGCCCCGGAGCCACCUGGGCGCCCCUGAGGGAGCCGAGCGAGGGGACAGCGAGAUGAAGUACCGGGACAGCGCCGCCGAGCGCCGCGAAGAAGCAGGGCGGGGGCCCGACCCCCCCGAACCCAAACGGAGAAAAUUCGGGGGAACCCCCGGGGACACGGAGGGGCCGCCCCUGGGGUGCCGCAUGCUGCAGGCCAUGGGCUGGAAGGAGGGAGGCAGCGCGCUGGGCCGGAGGAGAGCUGAGGCCCCCGCCCGGCCCCGCCCCGGGGGGGUGACGCGGUUCAGCGAGGGACCUUGAGGCCACGCCCACUCCGAGGCCACGCCCACUCCGAGGCCACGCCCACCUCGCGCGGAGCCCCUCCCCCCCUCCUCCCCCGCUCGGUUUUGCCGUUGGAAUUUUCGUUUUUUUUAAUAAA